UGUGUGUCAAUCACCACCCUCCUGGGACCAUGACAACCACCAUGGUAACUGUACUGAUGCUCUUCUUUCACACCACCCUGGGGGCUCCUCAAACAGACGGUCCCUUCAAUCUCUUCAAUGCAGAAAGUGGCAUUAGACAGGAGCUGGCACGCUGGGUGUCAGGGGGACGUCUCUACGACACCAACAAUAGGAAGUGUGCUGGGGUUUCUGGGAAGACAGAGGGUAGUACCCUGGUGUAUUCUGACUGUGAUGAGAAGAGCGACCUCCAGCAGUGGCAGUGUAGUAACGACACACUGCUCACGCUGAAAGGACAUACUCUGUACCUCCACAUCAACGACAACAAUGAUCUGGUGCUGUCCAGAGACACGGGGCCUCGGAGUCGCUGGAUCAUCUCUGGUACAACCGACGGCCCCUGCUCGAGGACCCACAGAG
Salvelinus sp. IW2-2015 is the source of this 432-nucleotide messenger RNA. Its product is annotated as macrophage mannose receptor 1-like. The record is from RefSeq and is a predicted model, not a curated record. The annotation marks the transcript as partial. NCBI's taxonomy places the organism in Eukaryota, Metazoa, Chordata, Actinopteri, Salmoniformes, Salmonidae. The transcript is spliced from 2 exons.